Molecule: messenger RNA, 2268 nt
Organism: Medioppia subpectinata
Lineage: Eukaryota; Metazoa; Arthropoda; Arachnida; Sarcoptiformes; Oppiidae
Source: the annotation of a GenBank genome assembly
AUGUUUAAGGCAAAUGGGGGUAAACCAUUGUAUACAGUGGUGGCCCCGAAGGUGUUGCGGCCAAACACUGAUUACCACAUCAGUGUCUCACUGUAUGACAUCCCGGCGCCCAUCGAAGUGAUCGCCAGUGUUAUCGGUCCGGCACACAGUGUCAGCACCGGUGCCGUCGCUGUCGGUACGGCUGAGUCCAAAGUACUAACCCUAGCGAUCGGCGAUUGGCCAGAAGGCGACUAUAAGGUGCAAGUGAUGGGACAGGGCGCCAAUUUCACCAAGUACGAUAUAAACGGUGAUAAAAAGCCACGUCGCAGGGGACGGGAUGAAGACUCACAAACUGUUGCCAUAGAUAGAUUUCAAAAUGAAUUGCCGCUUAAAUAUAAGACGAAAUGUGUGUCGAUAUUCAUACAGACAGACAAAGCUGUGUAUAAACCCGGACAGAAAGUACAGUUCCGGGCAGUUGUGGUCAACCCAUCGCUGAUUCCCAAAGACAACAUUCCUAUUGAUAUAUAUAUUGAGGACGGUAACGGAAAUCGUGUCAAUGAAUGGAAACAAUUGAAUGCGAAAAACGGUGUCAUCUCUGAAGAGCUGCAACUGUCGGCACAGCCAGUGUUGGGCCACUGGACUAUAGGUGUGACGGCUUUGAGACACAACACCACAAAGACAUUUAUUGUAACCGACGAUGUGUUGCCAGUGUUUGACGUGGAGAUAGUGUUGCCAACAUAUGUGACAAGAAAUCGGUCUGAAGUGGUGGCACUCGUUAAGGCAUUUGAUACCAAUGGGAAGGCUGUUAAGGGAGAGCUCAUACUUUCCAUGAAGACCAAAAAUAAUAGAAACUAUAGUAAAUAUCGGACAAAGGCUACGAUCGACGGAAGCGCUUCAGUGAUGGUGAAUGUAAGAGACGAGUUGCAACUCAGCCCUUGGAUUACUCUCGACUCUGGCCUCGACGUUGUAUUCACGGCACAAGUGAGAGACGCGUUGACCGGAAAGCAGUUCAACCGAUCAAAGACUGUGAGGGUAUACGAAAGGGAUUUGAAGUUUGAAGUGUUGAAGCCGUUCAACACAUUGAAACCGGGGCUCAAAAACAUGUUUGUCGUCAAAGUUGUGCCACAAGACGGCAAACAAGUGGCCGAUAACGGACCCCAACUGACACUUAAAUACGGCUAUUCAUGGGAAGAGAGUGAAUGGAGAGACAGUCCAUUACUGUUGUCGCCAAUCAAUGGAUUUAUUAAGUUUGAUGUUUUUCCGCCCAAAGAUAUUAUCCACAUGAAAGCUAAAGCCGAAUAUAUGGGACAAACGUAUGAUAUAGCCAUUACAAAAGCUAAUACCCGGUGCGGACAAUACUUGCAAGUGGUCCGCGCGGACACAACCGACAUCACUGUCGGACAGGACGUAAAAUUUAUGGUGAAUGCGACCGAACCUAUCGUACGACUCGUAUGCGAAGUGAUGGGAAGGGGAGACAUAGCGUGGGCUAAGAGUUUUGACAUUCACACUAAUAUUAACGCCGGCUAUGAGUUCACUGUCCCGACUGUGCCUCAAAUGGCUCCGUCGGCGCGGGUUGUGUGCCAUUACGUGCGGCCCGACGACCAGGAAGUGGUGGCCGACGCUCUCGACUUCGAUGUGGUGCCAGUGUUUCGGACGCCCGUCACAGUCGACACCAAACCGGGAGAGUUGGCCGGCGUUGGGCUCAACACUCGGCACAACCCGUUUGUGGACAUCAGUCGCGAGGAUGUGGUGAACGAACUGAAGACCUACGACACGGACCGCACGUCUUCCUAUUCUCAUGGUUCCCGGCAUUGGUCCGCAACGGACGCCUUAUUUGACGAUUCGGGUGUUGAAGUGAUGCACAACGGGUUCAUACUAUCUCAAGAACCUAUAAGGUGGGGUGUAACUGGAAAUAUAACGGCGCCCUUUCCCAUCACCUGCACGUGUAAAGGAAACGGCGAUCGGAAAGCAGUGCAACAAAUCCAAUACAAUAAAUAUAUACGAAAGGGAUGUGAGGAACUGGUGAAGCCAUCCGCAGACACAUACAAACCGGGGCUAAUAAACAAACUUCUCAUUAAAGUGGUCACACAAGACGGCAAACCAGUAGCCGAUUACCGACCGAAAAUUGAACUCACGUACGGCUACUCAUGGAAUGAGAGUGAAUGGAAAGAAUGCAAUGGCUGUCCAUUACUUUUAUGGCCAUUCAAUGGACUCAUUAUGUUUUAUGUCAUUCCCCCUAAAGAUAUAAGCUAUAUGGUUGUUAAAGCCGAAUAUAUGGGAUACACCUAA